AUGGCGGCUAAUGACAGUGCCGAGGCGCUGGCGAGGAAAACGGGGGUUGGUGACACGGGGCAGAAUUAUGAUGGAGACUAUCACCACGAGAAGGGCCCGAAGGAGGUGACUUGCGAGCAUCGGCAGGAGCCCGACGCCAUGACCAUCACCGUCGCAAGGUGA
This is a messenger RNA of Perkinsus marinus ATCC 50983, 162 nucleotides long. RefSeq lists its product as hypothetical. The record is from RefSeq and is a predicted model, not a curated record. Bases 1 to 162 code for a protein of 53 amino acids. The transcript has 2 exons. Lineage: Eukaryota; Perkinsozoa; Perkinsida; Perkinsidae.